Molecule: messenger RNA, 522 nt
Organism: Sabethes cyaneus
Lineage: Eukaryota; Metazoa; Arthropoda; Insecta; Diptera; Culicidae
Exons: 2
Coding region: 1-522 (173 amino acids)
Source: RefSeq, a predicted model, not a curated record
AUGGCCACUAUUAGUUGCGAAUGCCACGAAGGACAUCCGGCUGAAAGCUGCGGUGAUUUUCUGUGUCCACCAGUGACUAAUUCCAAUACACCGAUUCAGCACGCUCCGGAACUAGCUGCAUCGAAAAGCGAAUCUGGGUCCUUCUCGCGAGAAUGCAAUUCCCGUGUCGAUGCUAUCCGUCGCCUGUUUGAAGAACGAACGGAUAGAACAAGCAGCGACCGUGCGCUCGUUGAAGAUCGUUCUAUCAGCGAUCUGGCAGAUUGGAAACCUGUCGAUCACCGGCGUGCCGUUGUCGCAAACCGUACCUAUCCGGAAUCAUUGGGAAAUGAUACCUCGAAGAUCUACCGAAGCCACACGCAGAUAGUCGACAUUCCGAAUGGUGUAAAGAUCAUCACGACGAUUCUCAUCGAUGACAACCUUGAACCGGAAGAACCUUCCGUAUUCGAAACCGUGAUCUAUCCCGAAAGCGACAUCAUCAAACGGUUUCAGCUCGAUUGUGAAGCGAUCGUUAAACGAAGUUGA